This is a messenger RNA of Drosophila mojavensis, 1054 nucleotides long. It is a transcript of the gene Hsp27, whose product is annotated as heat shock protein 27. Bases 112 to 741 code for a protein of 209 amino acids. The record is from RefSeq and is a predicted model, not a curated record. The transcript has a single exon. Gene Ontology annotation, molecular function: protein folding chaperone. NCBI's taxonomy places the organism in Eukaryota, Metazoa, Arthropoda, Insecta, Diptera, Drosophilidae. Gene Ontology annotation, biological process: protein refolding; response to heat.
CCUCUUCAAUUCUAUUCAAACCGUCGUUUAAAACACGUCUGCUACGCAGAAGCAAUAAAAAAAGACAAAGUUUCGAUUAUUUACCAAGCAAAAAAAAGUGAAAGAGUAAAAAUGUCAAUUGUUCCACUCUUGAGUCUGGCUCGCGAUUUAGAUAGCGCCUACAGCGACUGGGACCACUUCUUGGACGAUGACUUUGGCUUUGGACUGCAUGUGAACGAGUUAUUCCACCGUCCACGUCUGGUGAUACCCCAUCACUUGCAUCGUCGCCGCUCUCACUUUUCACCCUACGAGAGAAGCCAUCAGUUGUUGCCCGCACGUCGUCGAGCCUCCGUUGGGCAGAAUUCACUGCUGCCCACUGUUGGCAAAGAUGGCUUCCAAGUGUGCAUGGAUGUGGCACAGUUUAAGCCGAGCGAGCUGUCUGUUAAGGUGCAGGACAAGACCAUUAUCGUCGAGGGAAAGCACGAAGAGCGUGAGGAUGGACACGGCUUGAUCCAGCGCCACUUUGUGCGCAAGUAUACCUUGCCCAAGGACUAUGAUGGCAACGAUGUGGUCUCCACUGUUUCCUCGGAUGGUGUGCUGACUCUAAAGGCGCCUCCACCGCCCAGCAAGGAGGCCAAAAAAGAACGAAUUGUUCAAAUCCAACAAACAGGCCCUGCACAUCUCAGCGUCAAGGCACCAGAGAGCGCUGAUGGCAAAGGGAAGAGCGAAAAUGGUAGCGAGAAAAUGGAGACAGGCAAAUAGGUGAACUUCGAAGGAGAAGCUUGGUCGAAAACUGAGUGUUGCCACACUGUUCUGAGAGUGCAAGACUAAAAUCAUACCCAUACACACACACACAUACACAUAAACAUCACAAACUACGUCACAUUUAGCUAUAAGGUAUCGAAAUGUAAAAAUUCCAUUUUGUUAGCUAUGUACAUGUAAUGUAAUUCGUAUUUUCAUCCAUUCAUGUAAAUCUAAUUUCAUGCCAUUUAAAAGAGCAGCGGCAACACUCGACCCUUAUGUAUUUGCAUUUAUGUUUACUGUGAGAAACAAAUAAAAUUAAUUUAAAAUUAAA